This is a messenger RNA of Melospiza melodia melodia, 2305 nucleotides long. RefSeq names its product transmembrane protein 140 (gene TMEM140). The transcript has 4 exons. NCBI's taxonomy places the organism in Eukaryota, Metazoa, Chordata, Aves, Passeriformes, Passerellidae. The coding region runs from base 689 to 1345 and encodes 218 amino acids. The record is from RefSeq and is a predicted model, not a curated record.
AAAGUGCACGAAGGGCAGUGCUGAGGUACUGACAUCCGUGCUGGGACGGUCAGUCACCUCUAAAGAAGUGUCCAAACAAAACUAAACAAAUUAAUCAAAGCCCUCACGGACACCCAAGCUACUCGAGCACGGCAAUCUGGGUGAGCUUAGCCCGGUCAGGUUUUCGCGCUGGUUAGCACAGCAGGGAGAAGGAAAGGAAACGCAAGCCCGAGCCUGGCGCAGGUUGUGGAGCUGGGCUUGGCUUGUUUUCUUGGUCAGAGGCAGCUGACUCUAUAUCGGGAAACAGCACGGCCCUCAGAACCGAAAGAGAAAGCAGAGAUAGCGAUCUUCACGUCACAAAAACAGGCUGGGGACAGCCCGCGGCCGGCGCAGCUCCGCCAGCAGCCGCAGAACCGCUUGCGUCCUAUCCCGGCACCACAGCCCUCCGCAGCGUGUUCCAGCUCCGCUCCCACCCACAUGGGCAGCCCGUUCAGAAAAAUGGGCAUCCUCCAUGUGAGCUUCCAGUCUCUCCAGAAGCCUUUUGAGAAGAAGCCCUCCAAGGGAGGCUACAAGAAGUGAGGGAAAAGCAACCAGGGGAAGUGGACAGCGUGAAGCAGAAGCCUGCAGGACGGCACUAGAGGACAGUACACAUUCUGGGGAGAGGAGCAGAGUCGGCUUUGCCAACCAGGCUGAGAGAGGAGCAAGGUGGAUGGCAAUCACAGGCAUCCCCACAGCAGCUCUUACCAUGAUAGCAAGAAAGCAUGCAGGCACCAGGAUGGGUGUGCUGCCACAGUGGUGUGCCAAGAACCUGCUGCCCGUGCUGGCUUUACUGGAGGCUGUUGGGACCCUGGCCCUGAUGUGCUACGCUCUGCUGUACGAGGCCGGGAACCUGGUGAACCUCCCUGACAAAUGCAUUGGCUUCUACAACUUCUGCCUGUGGAAUGGUACAGCUGGGCAGCUGCAGUGCCUGGACACCCAGCAUCUGCAGGCAAUGGGCAUCAGUCCACUACAACUGGGACUAGCCAGGGUUUGUGUGUAUACCUGCCUGGUCUUCAUCCUCUUCCACAUCCCUUUUGUUUUAAAUGUGAAUUCCACAUUUAAAGGGCGGGGAGAGGGAUGGAAGAUGAUUCGCAUCAUACUCUUCAUCAAGAUGAUAAUCCUGUCUGGAGGCCUGGGUAUGUUUCUUUUGCAAACCUCACACUGGAUUCAUCCCUCUGAUUUCACUGGAGGCUUCCUGGCACUGCUUGGGACUCAGGCUCUGCUACUGCUCCAGAUUCUCACUGUCACUGUGUACCUCAGCUGGCCCAAGCAUACACAUAUGUGUGAAAACCUCUUAACUGAGGAGGCCCUGCCCACUGAGAUCUGACAGUGAAGAAGAUGCAAGAGCUAUUGGUAACAUGAUUUAAAAUUGUAAUCCAUAUACAGCUUUACUCCCUAGCAAAAAUCUGAUUCCCAGUCCAAAGGCUCAUGUCCAGCCAUGCUCUGGCACAUUGCUGUGUGCAGCAUUCCUGCAUCAACCUGGCAGCAGAUGACAGCCACAGCACAGAAGCCUCCCAGGUACAACAGUGUGUAACACCCCUCAGUUUGGGGCACAGCAUCAGUGACAGCACUUCUGGCCCCAAAGAGCAGUGAAGGUAGCAGAAAGAGCAGUGAAGGUAGCAGAACCAGCUACCAGUGGGCACAGCCCUCUGUUCAUACCUAGUCUAUGUAAAAAAAGUUGCUAGUACCUCACAAUGUGUGAUUAAAUCUGUAAUUAACUAACAAAAUGCUUUUACUACAUUUGACCCUGCCAUAUAAAAAAGGGAGUUUGAAAACAGGAUCUGUACCUUAUGUUUAACUAGGAACUAACAAAUGUUCAGGAAAAUGUAACCAAGUAGGUAAUUUCUUCAUAACUAGACAGGAUACAUAUCACUUAAAAUAAACAGCCAAUCAACAACCAACCUUCAAGGCUGUGAUGAUACUUCUGUAUCGUCCAUCUAGGACGAUACAGAAGUAACACCAGAAAGAAGCAGGUUUGUAGUUUGAAAACAAGAUAACAGACUGAGCAUGCACCAAGUAAGCACGCAAUAAAAGGACAAGUGAAGAAGACGAUUCAACGACCAGCAAAACCCCUACAGGGGGUAGUAAUAACCCCUACAGGACACUAGAUGGCAGAAAAGACUGAGACGGUUAACUCCAAUUCAUAUAAUCAUUUUUCAAAACCGGAGCUUUAUGUUAUUGAUUUUCUGUGUAGUGAAUAUGUAACAGCUUUGUAAGUACAUGCUGCAUUAAUUCAUCCAGUGGCUGCGAGAAUUUAUGUAAAUAAAGAAUGCCUGCUUAACAGUGA